AUGCCUCCUGCCCAGCCUAGUCGCGGCGGUCCCAGUGCCGCCAAGAAGGGCACCGCGACGAAGAUCCCAUCAACCGGUGGAAAAGGCAAGGGCAAGACCGUGUUGCCCGGCGCAAAGCGUCGCAGGAAGAUUAUGAAGGACACGAUCCGCGGCAUUACCAAGCCUGCAAUUCGUCGUCUCGCUCGUCGUGGCGGCGUCAAACGUAUCUCGGCCAUGAUCUACGACGAAGCCCGCGCUGCUCUGAAGGCUCGUCUUACCCAGAUCCUGGGCGACUGCGUUGAGUACACUGAGUACCGCAAUGCCAAAACGAUUACCAUCUACGAAGUAAUCCAUUCUCUCCGCCGCAUCGGAACCCCGAUCUACGGUUUCGAUCCCGACACGUACACCGACCCCAAGAACCGCAAGGGUGGCGCUAAGCACCACCGCGGCGACGACUGA
Colletotrichum karsti is the source of this 438-nucleotide messenger RNA. Its product is annotated as histone H4. Gene Ontology annotation, biological process: nucleosome assembly. The coding region runs from base 1 to 438 and encodes 145 amino acids. The transcript has 6 exons. The record is from RefSeq and is a predicted model, not a curated record. Gene Ontology annotation, molecular function: protein heterodimerization activity; DNA binding; structural constituent of chromatin. Lineage: Eukaryota; Fungi; Ascomycota; Sordariomycetes; Glomerellales; Glomerellaceae.